This is a messenger RNA of Tachyglossus aculeatus (Australian echidna), 1487 nucleotides long. It is a transcript of the gene GALE, whose product is annotated as UDP-galactose-4-epimerase. Gene Ontology annotation, cellular component: cytosol. The coding region runs from base 21 to 1070 and encodes 349 amino acids. Gene Ontology annotation, biological process: beta-D-galactose catabolic process via UDP-galactose, Leloir pathway. The transcript has 11 exons. The record is from RefSeq and is a predicted model, not a curated record. Lineage: Eukaryota; Metazoa; Chordata; Mammalia; Monotremata; Tachyglossidae. Gene Ontology annotation, molecular function: UDP-glucose 4-epimerase activity.
UGAGGAGGUUACAAGGGGAGAUGGCGGAGGAGAAGGUCCUGGUGACGGGCGGCGCCGGCUACAUCGGCAGCCACACGGUGCUGGAGCUGCUGGAGGCGGGCUACGUCCCCGUGGUCGUCGACAACUUACACAACGCCAUCCGGGGGGCCGGGGGCGUCCCCGAGAGCCUGCGCCGCGUGGAGGAGGUCACGGGGAGGACCGUGGAGUUCGAGGAAGCGGACAUACUGGACGGGGCGGCCCUGCGGGCGCUCUUUGAGAAGCACCACUUCACGGCCGUGAUCCACUUCGCGGGCCUGAAAGCGGUGGGAGAGUCGGUGCGGAGACCCCUGGACUACUACCGCGUCAACCUCACGGGAACCAUCCAGCUGCUGGAGACCAUGCGCGCCCACGGGGUGCGGAAGCUGGUUUUCAGCAGCUCGGCCACGGUGUACGGGGCCCCCCGCUACCUCCCGCUGGACGAGGGCCACCCCGUCGGGGGCUGCACCAACCCCUACGGCAAGUCCAAGUUCUUCAUCGAGGAGAUGGUCCGGGACCUGUGCCGGGCCGAGGAGGGCUGGCAGGCCGUGCUGCUGCGUUACUUCAACCCCACCGGGGCCCACCCGUCGGGCCGCCUCGGCGAGGACCCCCAGGGCAUCCCCAACAACCUGAUGCCCUACGUCUCGCAGGUGGCCGUCGGCCGGCGGGAGAUCCUGAGCGUCUUCGGCAACGACUACGCCACGGAGGACGGGACAGGCGUCCGCGAUUACAUCCACGUGGUGGACCUGGCCAAAGGUCACAUCGCUGCCCUGGGGAAGCUGAAGGAAAACUGCGGCUGCAAGGUCUAUAACCUGGGCACGGGCACCGGCUACUCGGUGCUGCAGAUGGUCGGGGCGAUGGAGAAAGCGUCGGGGAAGACGAUCCCCUACAGGGUCGUGGCCCGGAGGGACGGCGACGUGGCCGCCUGCUACGCCGACCCCAAGCUGGCCGAGGAGGAGCUGGGCUGGAAGGCCGCCUUCGGCCUGGAUAAGAUGUGUGAGGAUCUGUGGCGUUGGCAGAAGAACAACCCUCACGGCUUCAGCGCCACGGCCUGAGGGGGUGCCGGCCAGGAACAGGGCGGCGCAACCGCGUCUCCUUCCCCCCGGUAGCCCGGGACCCGCCGGGCAGCGGUCACCCCUGCCUCGGUGGGCCGCCCGACUGUCUCGAUCCCACCCCACCCCAUCGCUCCUUCUCCGGGGGCACCCGCCUACCUCACGUCGCCCCAGGGAGGGUCAGUCCCUGCCCCUCUUCCCACCUGGGGUCCGUCCCCUUCCCCUUGCGGGACCAACUCCAGGGGCCGGGGGGACUCCACAGUCCCCCCCUCAGCGACCAAAAGACGGGAACAAGGCUGGGGCGGGGAUGACGGGACACAGGGACCACGUUCAGAGCGCAGCUGGGUAACCCCGAUUAACUUAUGAUGCAGCAGACACCUUCCACGGGGGCUGGCAAUAAAGUUUCUUACGUUUUCUCCA